UCGGGCUCUAAAUAGCUUCUAGUGUUACUGACUUGUUAGCAGUCAUUUAUAUUGAGGACAUUCGAGAGGGCUUUGAUGAGGCCUUACGGAAAAGGAGUGUAAAGAACUCUCUGACAGAAAUAUUUUGGCUUGUUCCCGACCAGAAGCGAUAGUUUGUGGAAGGCUUUGAUAUACUUCAUAAAGAGGACCUGUACUUUUAUUACCAACCUUUGAUAUUUCGUACAUUCUUAUUCGUAUUUCUUUCGUGAAACGUUCCCUCUACACAUGCCGCUGAGUUUAUGUGUUUGAUAUAUUCAAGGAGUGCGACAUCUAUCCUCAACGCCUGGUGGUAAAUUUUCAAGAAACUUCUGUCUACAACUGAGUCGCUUGACGAAAUUUUUGGAAUCCCGCGCUGUCACCUGCGCAGACAAUUUUUCAUCACGCUUGUUGCCCAAGUUUACAACAACGCGGACGUAAAGUUGAUAGUUAAAGGGAAAUAUGGUUGAAUCCCCGUCUGCGAUGAAUGUUGAUCUGAGUGUUAUGAAGCGAAUGGUAAAAGACUUUACGGCAGGUGCCAUUGGGGGUACUGCAUGUGUGAUGGCGGGACAACCUUUCGACACAAUUAAGGUCAAGAUGCAGACUUUCCCGUCGCUUUUCAAAACUGCCUUCGACUGUGGUGUUAAGACAUUAAAACAGGAGGGAUUUCGUGGACUAUAUGCAGGAACAAUCCCUUCAUUAGCUGCUAAUAUUGCGGAAAAUUCUGUCUUGUUCUUAUUUUAUGGUCAAUGUUUAACGUUAGUGAAAAAGUUAGUGGGGAAGAAAGAUGAAAAAGAGUUGAGUAUAUUGAAUAGAGCGUUUGCCGGGAGUGGAGCAGCAGUCUUCUCUUCGUUUGCAUUAUGUCCAACAGAAUUAGUGAAAUGUAGGCUUCAAGCACAACAUCAAAUGAAUAUUAUGGCUGGAAAAACUGGGGCUAAGAGUGGUGUAGUGCAAGUGACAAUGCAGAUCAUUCGUGAGGAUGGUUUUUUGGGUCUUUUUCGAGGAAUGACCUCAACAUUGGUUCGUGAAGUACCUGGUUACUUCUUCUUCUUUGGAGGCUAUGAGUUGAGCCGAUAUUUCCUCACCCCAGAGGGAAAAACUGUUGAUGAUCUCGGUGCUGUGCGGCUUACUUUUUGUGGUGGUAUUGCUGGUGUUUCUCUCUGGAUUGCUAUAUUUCCUGCUGAUGUCAUCAAGUCUCGCAUCCAGAUACUGACCCAGGGCUCUGACAAAGUACCAGGCUUCUUUGAGACAAUGUUUCAGAUUGUUCGUAAUGAAGGGCCAAGAGCUUUGUAUAAGGGCCUUGGACCAACACUUGUACGAUGUUUUCCAGCAUGUGGAGCUUUGUUUGUGGCAUAUGAAGGAACACAGAAACUGCUGGAAAAUGUUUAAUUCAUUCUGCUCACUUCUUAGAAUUAAGUAGAGUAGAUGGCUACAUGUAGGGAUAAAGCCAAGUGUCUUGUUUGACUUACAGUGAUAUUUUCUUGUGUGAGCCAAGGGAAACUGCAAAAAGAUACUAUAAGCAAUUGGACAGAAAACUCUUAACUCAAGCAUGGUAGCAAGGAAUUAUCUGCCCAUUUUAAUAGAUAAUGAUGCAAUAAUUAUUUGUAAUAAUGAAAGCCAUCAAGUUCACCUGCUUAUAAGAUGUGCUUGCAGAAAUAUGCUCACACAGAUAAAGUUGUUUAACUCAUCUACCAUUUAUUUUGUCUUCUGAAACCUAAUGUUACUGGAACCAUAAAUCCUUCUUUAGUGAUGUCAAUGAGACACAAAAAGGCACUUUUAAAAAGGGAAAACAAUGUGUAGAUUCAUCCUGUUACCACAAGAAGUUUGGUAUCUUCAUUGCUUGCCAUGAUAAGAAAUUCUGGCAUUUCACAAGUAUCUAUGUUAUUACUGAUACAAAUUAUUCAACAGUUUUAUCAUAUAUUAUGCAAAGAUAUUAAUAAUAUUUCUUUUUUUUAUAAGGAAAGCAAAGGGAAUAUACCUUUGGAGUGAUGAAUCACUGAUUGUGAAUGUAUUAAAGCAUACAUGUGAACUGAAGUUCACAGUCGUUGAUUCAUCACUUCGUGGGUUUAUUACAAACCAACAUAAUGACCAGCUCACAGUUGGCUUAUUAGCUCAGUUGGUAGAGAACUGCUCCAGUAUCACAGAGGUCAUGGGUUCAGAUUCUCUACAGGCCUGAAGUUUUUUUCUACUGCUUAAGUAGUGUUCAUUACUGCAAAGAUCGCUUUAAUAUUCAUAUACUUAGUUAGGUAGGGUUUUUUAUGUACAAAUGAUAUAUUUAUAUUUCAGCAAUAACAUGGUUUCAUUUUCAGUUAGAUGUUAAAUGAAGGAAUGAAUAGCUAAAUUAAGGCCUGGCUUAUUUAUUAACAUCCUGAAUGCUAUAGCUAUUAUUUAAAAUAUGAGUGACUAUUUUAAAAUAACUACAAAAGUCAUCAUGACUGAAAUUCUUAAUUUUCUUUGUUUUUAAUAUAAAUUCACCAUCUGAAAAGGUGAAUAAAAGGGUAAGUUUCUGAAGAAAUUGUGGUGCUGUGUCAGAAGGUUUUGCAAGAUAAUCUGAUUUGCUGACUUAGUUGAUACUGUAAAUUUUGCGCUGUAAAGAGUUUCUGAUGCUCAGAAUGUCAGCUUUAGUACAUCUUUGCAGUAGCUGUUAUCUACUCCAUUUAUGAAACCAAAUUACCUGAAAAGGUGGCUUCUGUAAAGUAAAGAUUGAAUCAGUCACAUAAUCUAGCCAUUUGUGAAGCUAGUCAGUAGGAUUUUGUUUUUUGUUUUUUUUUUUUACUGAUGGUACUUGCCAGUAUCUUUGACUUAUUUGUGUAGUAUUAUGUUAUUUUUAAA
Pocillopora verrucosa is the source of this 2847-nucleotide messenger RNA. RefSeq names its product mitochondrial ornithine transporter 1-like. Gene Ontology annotation, biological process: mitochondrial L-ornithine transmembrane transport. Gene Ontology annotation, molecular function: L-ornithine transmembrane transporter activity. Gene Ontology annotation, cellular component: mitochondrion. Lineage: Eukaryota; Metazoa; Cnidaria; Anthozoa; Scleractinia; Pocilloporidae. The record is from RefSeq and is a predicted model, not a curated record.